Molecule: messenger RNA, 954 nt
Organism: Lachancea thermotolerans CBS 6340
Lineage: Eukaryota; Fungi; Ascomycota; Saccharomycetes; Saccharomycetales; Saccharomycetaceae
Product: SUR7/PalI family protein
Exons: 1
Coding region: 1-954 (317 amino acids)
Biological process (GO): septin cytoskeleton organization; endocytosis; fungal-type cell wall organization
Cellular component (GO): membrane raft; plasma membrane; cell cortex
Source: RefSeq, a predicted model, not a curated record
AUGGAUCGUAAAGGGUUCUUCAAUAAUUCACUAAGCAGACUAAAUUCGAAGAGUAAUUUAGCAAGCAACAAUCAAAGAUCAGAAAAUAUGCGUUUUAAACAGUCUGUAACUUUUGUUUUCUUGGUUCUGCUACUGGGUGCAGGGCUGCUUUCAUUUUUAGCGAUUUUGGGAGGGGCGCGGAACACGGGUGUACUGCGGAACCUCUACUGGCUCGAAGCGAAUACUUCGGGCUUCGGCAAUGCUCCGGCGACGACCAGAUGGUAUAAUUACGAGUGGUGUGGGUACGAGGGUGGCAGCGCGCAGGACUGCUCGUCGAGGCGGCCGGCGCAGCCUUUCUCGCCCCGCGAUAACUUUGGAGCGAGUGACGCGAUGCCAGCGACAUUUGUUAACAACCGCAAAACGUACUACUAUCUGUCGCGCGUUGCGUGGGCGAUGCUGCUGGUGGGGCUUGUUUUCAUUGUGAUGGCAAUUGUACCGCUUUUGGCGACUGUUUUUGCAGCGUCGACUUGGGUGGCGUCCUUGUCUACAGUUUGGCUGUGGUCAGCGCUAUUCUUCGUGACGCUCGCGGCAUGCCUCUACACAGGCUGCUACGUCAAAGCGCGCAACGCGUUUGCGGACAAUGGCCGGCGCGCGAAGCUGGGGUCGAAAAACUUUGCCUUCAUAUGGACUAGCGUGGCGCUCCUGCUGAUAUGUGCUUUGUGGUCGACAAUCACGACCGCAGUGUUUGGAAUCAACAAAGUGCGCAGUAACAGGAGGGACAGUCAUGGUUAUGAUUCGUAUGAAGGAGACAAAGCCACGACCAUGGACACGUAUGGCGACUCAGAUCAUCCGGCGAGUUCCCCAACGAAAUUCAAAUAUUUCAAGAGGAUACGCCGCUAUCAAGCGCCUGCGGCCCCUCCAGCUACAAUGGCCACUAAUUAUGAUGAAGAAAAUAUCCCGGCCGCCCCUCGUUAG